AUGGACACCAGAAACGAAAACAAAAUACUAAGAACCAGCAGACAAGAAUUCGAACGACAUGAAAACAAAAACACAGAAUGGAUACAAGAAAAGAAAUCGAAAUACCAAGAACCCAGGGACAAAGGACAUGAAACCGAAAACAUUAAAAUACCAAAAAAGAAAACAAAAUACCAAGAACCUGCGGACAAAGAAUUCGAACGACAUGAAACCGAAAAUAUUAAAUGGACACCAAAAAAGAAAGCAAAAUACCAAGAACCUGCGGACAAAGAAUUCGAACGACAUGAAACGGAAAAUACUAAAUGGACACCAGAAAAGGAAGCAAAAUACCAAAUGCAGACAGACAAAAAAUUUAAACGACAUAAAGAAGAAAACGCUGAAUGGAUAACAGAAAAUAAAAACAAAUACCAAGAACAAACAGGCACACCACUAGAAAAGAAAACAAAAUACCAAUAA
Messenger RNA from Psylliodes chrysocephalus, 453 nucleotides. The record is from the annotation of a GenBank genome assembly. Lineage: Eukaryota; Metazoa; Arthropoda; Insecta; Coleoptera; Chrysomelidae.